AUGGCUGAUUCAGAUACGAUUGACGUGCAGAAGUUGCCCCAGAAUGCGCAAUUCAAAGCCAUGAUCGAGAAAGGCUGGGCGUGGGAGGUGGUCCCGAGCAUCAUUGACGAGCUGUUCCCAGGUUUCGCUUCAGUAGCCCAGAAGGCUUUAAACGCUCAGAACCACAUCGGCACGGAGGUCGGGGAGCCGGAGACCUGCAUGACAUUGGCGGCGAUUGCUAAUGACCCAGGGAUGCGCCAGGUUGAGGACGGCGUGGCGCGCUUGCUUGCGAAGAAUGACGUCACGAAGGUUGCUAGCAAGUCUAAGAUGGCUGAAGCAAAUACUGCUGAAAGCAUUCUUGGCGAAGCCAUGGAUAUCGCCAGGGGGCUUGAUGGCAUCGGUGCGGCGUUGCAGACAUUCGGGCAGCUAUUCGUGAGCCUCAGCGACCCCAAGGGUCAGACGGUAACGUUCGACGAGUGGUCUAAGCAUGCGGUCUCGAGCGGCGCUGCAGCCGCUGCCAAAGCGAAGCCGAGUGCAUCCAGCACGGCGGCGCUCAGCGACCAUAAAGACCCGACAUGGAUUGCCAAGAAGGCUGGGUAUUCGGUCGGGUGUCUAGUAGUCCAGAAGGACGUUGCAGCCCAGGGGCUUUACGCUAUCUUCAGCAUCGGCCAGACUGUCAAGCUUCGCGAAGCUGUUAACCACGACGCGAGCCGAGAUGCACACACGGCUGAUAUUACAUGUGAGGAUCUUCUUCAGAAGUGGUCAAUCUCUAAGGCUGCACUGUCAAACCAGAUGGAUGGUGAUCAGCAGCGCCCGCAGCAGCUGUACAUCAACAGGCAGAAGGCUGCGUUGUACCGAGCUCUCCUUGAGCUAGAUGCCAAGCACGUGGGCAAGCAUAAGCUGACGUUCUGGCGGAAGCCAGAUGGGGUGUGGACUACUAGCGCGAUCCAGCAGGGCCAGCUUACUUUGGUCCCAGCGGCACCACUCAUCAGCAUAAGUGCGACGAACAGUGGGUCUGGCAUUUCACUUGGCGAGCAUGCGAUUGACAAAGGCGCCCAGGUUCACUUUUUUGUGUUGCCUGUAUCUAAACCGCAAGACAAUGACACCAACACCCAGUUCGAUGAAGCCGCAUUGGUGGCUGCACACUGGUGGGUCGCGCCAACCUACGACAAGAAGCAAGCCAACAUGGCUACGAGCCACGUGUCACACGGUGGCUUAAUGUUGCCAGUGCUGACCAACACUACCGACAUCGGGCCCAAUGUGAAGCUCCAGAUGCUCGCCAAGCCCAAAGCUAAGGAGGUGCCCAUCCAUGAGCAGGCCGUCAAGAAACAGAAGAAAGCUUGA
Prorocentrum cordatum is the source of this 1323-nucleotide messenger RNA. The record is from the annotation of a GenBank genome assembly. Lineage: Eukaryota; Dinophyceae; Prorocentrales; Prorocentraceae.